This is a messenger RNA of Cheilinus undulatus (humphead wrasse), 1253 nucleotides long. It is a transcript of the gene rfc2, whose product is annotated as replication factor C (activator 1) 2. Gene Ontology annotation, biological process: DNA repair; DNA-templated DNA replication. The coding region runs from base 46 to 1119 and encodes 357 amino acids. Lineage: Eukaryota; Metazoa; Chordata; Actinopteri; Labriformes; Labridae. The transcript has 6 exons. Gene Ontology annotation, molecular function: DNA binding; ATP binding; DNA clamp loader activity. Gene Ontology annotation, cellular component: DNA replication factor C complex; nucleus. The record is from RefSeq and is a predicted model, not a curated record.
UUCCGCUGCAAUUCGCGGGCUGACAGGCAGCAGGAAGAAACCAACAUGGAGGUGGAGAUGAUGGAGACAGACAGUGGGAAGAAGCCGGCGGACAGCGGGCAGAAGGCGGACACAGAGGCCGCGGAGAGCUCGGCGAAAAGCUCCGGGGGUUCCUACGAGCUGCCCUGGGUGGAGAAAUACCGUCCGCUGAAGCUGAACGAGAUCGUGGGGAACGAGGAGACGGUGAGCCGGCUGGAGGUGUUCGCCAGGGAGGGAAACGUCCCGAAUAUCAUCAUCGCAGGUCCACCAGGAACAGGAAAGACCACCAGCAUCCUGUGUUUAGCUCGAGCGCUGCUGGGAGCCUCCAUGAAGGACGCCGUGCUUGAGCUCAACGCUUCAAACGACAGGGGAAUUGAUGUGGUGAGAAAUAAGAUCAAGAUGUUUGCCCAGCAGAAAGUCACACUACCUAAAGGACGACACAAGAUCAUCAUCCUGGACGAGGCCGACAGUAUGACCGAUGGCGCUCAGCAGGCGCUCAGGAGGAUCAUGGAGAUCUACUCAAAGACGACUCGCUUCGCUCUCGCCUGCAACGCCUCGGAUAAAAUCAUCGAGCCCAUCCAGUCUCGCUGCGCCGUGCUGCGUUACUCCAAACUGACCGACGGACAGAUCCUUGCCCGUCUACAGGAAGUGGUGGAGAAGGAGGGUCUGUCUGUGUCUGAUGACGGGCUGGAGGCCGUCAUCUUCACUGCCCAGGGAGACAUGAGACAGGCGCUGAACAACCUUCAGUCCACAAACUCCGGCUUCGGCUACAUCAACAGCGAGAACGUGUUCAAAGUGUGUGACGAGCCCCACCCUCUGCUGGUGAAAAGCAUGCUGGGACACUGCGUGGACGGGGACAUUGACAAGGCCUAUAAGGUGGUAGAGCAGCUGUGGGCGCUGGGCUACUCCCCAGAGGACAUCAUCGGGAACAUCUUCAGGGUCUGUAAGACCUAUCAGAUGGCUGAGUACCUCAAACUGGAGUUCAUCAAGGAGAUCGGUUACACUCACAUGAGGGUGGCUGAAGGCGUCAACUCUCUGCUGCAGAUGGCCGGUCUGUUGGGUCGACUCUGCAGCAAGACAGCGCCCCCUGCUGCCAGCUGAACCAAACAACACUGCCCUUCCCUUGACCGCCCACCUGAAAAUGAUCCGCCGCCUCCUGAGACUGUUGACGAGAUCACAGCAGACGUUUUGUAUAGAAGAUGGAAAUUAAAGUUAAAUAAAAACAUUUUCUCGAA